AUGGUGUGCACACGGUCCCCCGGUGUUCAGGCGACUCCUAGGCACAGUCAUGCUAUUCCCUCCAUCUCUCACAGCCGAUACUCUGCUCGUCUCAAACAUACAUGCCAGAAAAGAUCAAUGUCCCGUUGUCCCAACAACCCUGUUGAGUGUCGCAGGUGUCGGGAGGAACACUGUGUGUUUCUGCGACUCGUCUUCAAACAAGGUCAUGUGGGAGAGUGGAUCUCCAUAUGUCAUAUUUGCGACAAUCUAUGGUACCCGCCUCAAGAUCUACCGCCUGCCGAGCAGGUUUUGCGUAUUGAAGAAAUUCGUGCAGAUGAUGAAAGGAUUCGCGGACAUGGAGGCACUCGAGAAAAGACCGUAGUGCAAUUCAGCCAGUCGCAAGGUAAUAUGGUGAGCAAAGGUACUGAGGGAGGAAGUAGCCCGGUGCGGGAUGGUCACAUAUUGACAAGUCCGGUGCCGUCAAUAGAUGACUUCUUCGGAAAGGGAGUGGAGGAUUCACAGGGCGAGGGAGGGGGGGUCUUGCACACAAACAAUGGUCUCGACCGCUGGGUUUGGGUCAUUAUGUGGACAGCUAUGAGUCUCACUUGCUAUCGGGGCAAUAGUGGUUUGCUGACAUUGUUUCAGGCUAAUGCUAUGCCAGAAAUAGUAUUAUGCAAGGCUCCAUAUUCAUUCUUCAAAUUCAUGGAGCACAGGUGCAUCAUGGCAGAAAUGGAGGAAUGUCGGUGGGAGAUCUAUUUGAACAUUGACAAGGAGAUUUGGGUGAGUGAGCGGGAACAUUCUAUUUUGGGCCAUCUAGCUAGGACUCCGGGGUGCGCAGGAGAGGUGGGUAACAAGCGGGCUAGAAAAAAACGGGGGAUUGAGAAAGUGGAGGUUAUGGAAGGGUCGUCUGGAUUGUCGAUUGACGAGAAGGAAGUGGUCAUGGGAUGGAAGGCACAUGCGGCUGCAAAGGGCAAGUGUGCAAUCAAUGUCUAUUGUGCUAUAUCAGAUGCCCUAGUCGCUGAUGAACUUGUGACACUGCAUUUGAUUAUAGAAGAUGGAAAAGAGAUUUAUGAUCUCACAUGGGAAUAG
This is a messenger RNA of Heterobasidion irregulare TC 32-1, 1068 nucleotides long. RefSeq lists its product as uncharacterized. Bases 1 to 1068 code for a protein of 355 amino acids. The record is from RefSeq and is a predicted model, not a curated record. Lineage: Eukaryota; Fungi; Basidiomycota; Agaricomycetes; Russulales; Bondarzewiaceae. The transcript is spliced from 6 exons.